Molecule: messenger RNA, 4135 nt
Organism: Chrysemys picta bellii (western painted turtle)
Lineage: Eukaryota; Metazoa; Chordata; Testudines; Emydidae
Source: RefSeq, a predicted model, not a curated record
CCAAAGGCUAAGCUGAAAGAUGGAACAGAGUGUCUCGGAGAGAAAACCCACCAUCACCCCGACUGCAGACUUCGAUGUAAUGGGUGCCUUAGACUGGAAAGACGGCAUUGCUACCUUGCCAGGUAGCAACAUACAAGGGGAGCUGAUCCCGGGACUGUUGUUCUGCAUGCCGGAUCUUUAUACCUUGAGCUUGAAAAGACAGUCUCCAGUCUGUCCUGAGGAGGCGGCUCUGUGAGCUAGACUGUCUGAUCCACCUUUGGGUCAGUACCCCAUUCCAGUGAAGGGAUCUCUCCUAUUUGUUAGACUUCUACAAGUAGGAUUUUUCAGAGGCCACCCUGAAGAAAGAAGAAUUCCGUUUAAGUGAGUUUGGAACAUUAGAAAUCAUUACUGAAGCAGAAGCCAUAAAAACUCUCUUGGCUCCAGCAAUAAAUGCCAGCAUAGCCGGCCUUAACCUUGGUGCUUCCACUCCGGCUGCUACCAACACCACUGCUGCCUCUGAUGCUGAUUCUGAAGAGCCCAAAGACAACGCGCCUAGUUCUGACCUCUCAGCCUGUGAAAACUGGGGGCAAAUGGACUGCUUGGAGAAUGGGAAGUUUUGUACUCGAACCUGCUCUCAGCAGCAUAAAGACCAUGACUCUAAAGACAUCCAAGCUGAUUGCAGAAACAGAAUAAGCAGCAGAAACCUUAACGUCAGCAUUGGCUGCCAGGUUAAUGAGGCUGACAGACCCCUCAAGCGACUCCGAAGGAAGAGGAAACUUCUUCUGGAUUCUGAGGAUGAGGACGAAAAUAUAGAUGAUGAUGAGGAGAAGAAUAAAUCAAAUAAUAUGAAAAGCCGCAGAAAUACUAAACCUCUAAAACAAGUUGUUCCUGGAAAGAAGACGGUGUGGAACUGGGUUUCUUACUUGGAAGAGGAACAGAUGCCAGCUGCUCCCCUAAAACUGUUCAAAGAGUAUCAAUCCUUCCCACAAACUAGGAAUGGAUUUAAAGUUGGAAUGAAGUUAGAGGGACUGGAUCCUGGACACCCAUCUUUAUUUUGUGUCCUCACCAUUGCUGAGGUGCAGGGAUACAGGAUGCGGUUACAUUUUGAUGGUUAUUCUGAGUACUAUGACUUCUGGGUUAAUGCUGACUCUCCAGAUAUCCACCCUGUUGGCUGGUGUGAAAAGACAGGUCACAAGCUGCUCUCUCCGAAAGGUUACAAGGAAGGGGAAUUUAAUUGGGUUUUGUAUUUGAAGAACUGCAAAGCUCAAGCAGCCCCGAAAAACCUUUUCAAGACCCUCAGCACACCUGUCACACCAUCUGGUUUUCGGGUGGGAAUGAAACUAGAGGCAGUGGACAAAAAGAAUCCAUCUUUGAUGUGCGUGGCAACCAUCGCUGAUAUGUUGGAUAACCGGCUGCUAAUUCAUUUUGACAACUGGGACGAGAGUUAUGACUAUUGGUGCGAUGCUAGCAGCCCGUAUAUUCGUCCUGUUGGUUACUGCCAAGAAACUGGCACCCCACUGACAACACCACCUGAAUACAAGGAUUCCAAAAGCUUCUCAUGGGAGAAAUAUUUGGAAGAAACCAGUUCCCAGGCAGCCCCAGCAAGAGCAUUUAAACUGCGUCCAGCCCAUGGGUUCCAGGUUAACACAAAGCUAGAGGCUGUGGACAGGAGAAAUCCCAUGUUAAUAAGAGUGGCAACAAUAGCUGAGAAGGAGGACCAUCGUAUCAAGAUACAUUUUGACGGUUGGGACCACAGCUAUGAUUUCUGGGUCGACGCAGACAGCCCUGACAUUCACCCUGUGGGCUGGUGUGCAAAAACCGGACACACCCUGCAGCUCCCGCUAGGUGCUGCUGAUAUGAUGGGAGUAGCAGGGCAGGGGUGUCCUACCCCCGGCUGCCAGGGUAUUGGUCAUGUCAGGGGACCCCGAUAUGGAACACAUUAUACGUUAGUUGGCUGCCCGUAUUCCGAAGUUAACCUCAACAGAGAAAGCUCAUUACAGGAUCGCCUCAGUGGGGAGAGGCCUUCACCCAGCAACAGUGUCCAGAAGCCCAAGAGACCAGAGACUCCUGCUCCAUUCAUAGACCCACAGGAGGACUCUCCACAGCCCAGAAAAUCUUCCAUGCAAGAUAGCGAAAGAUCGGGUCGAAGCAGCGUCCACAGUCUGUCAGAGCAGUCUGAAAACAGUCAAGAGAAGCAUUGGAUUGAAGAGGAAUCAUCUGCAGAUACCCUCGCCAAACCAAAAAAGGUUGGGUGCUCGCAUGCCUAUAGAAAGCUCCAGCUAGUGAAACAGGAAUACGAAGGGAAAGACACAGAAUUCACUCUGCAGCAGGCCCUCCAUCAGUCUGUCUUCAUGCCCUCCCUGUCCUCCAGCCCGACCCACCGCCUCCAUCUCUGCUGGGAGCAGCACUGCAGGCUGCUGCCGGAGGUUUCGGGCCUCACUGCCAGGAGCGUGGCCAAAUGGACCGUGGAAGAGGUGGCUAGCUUUGUCCAGCGUUUACCUGGCUGUAAGGAACAAGCUUCAGUAUUCAGGGAAGAGCAGAUAGACGGUGAAGCCUUCCUCCUCCUGAACCAGGCGGACAUAGUUAAAAUACUGAGCAUUAAGCUGGGCCCUGCACUGAAAAUCUACAAUGCCAUCCUCAUGUUCAAAUCCGCAGAAGAAGACUGAGGAGAUCCCUCUGAUGCAGGCCGAGAGGGGACAAAGAGGAACAGGGGGAACGCAUCAGCAACCGAGUGCUUAGUGCCUGCUUUACACAGUGCUGAAUAGACUGACCGGAACAUUUGUAAGCAGGGCCUGAUCACGUUUCAGACUGACUUAAAGUGAAACCCGUUGAAAGGAUAUCGAAGAUGUAAAAAUCCUGCCCCAGCCUGGGAUGGAGGUGCUGUCACUUCCAGGAAGAGGAGAUGAUUAUAUUUUCUAAUUGAAUUUGGUUUUGGUAUAUUGAUCUCUUUUUAAGAUCUACAAGAAACCUCCCAUUAUAAGGGGAAUCCAGGGUGAUAUUAUUAGAGGAGCUGCUAUCUCAAGCAAAUCCCUCUGAGCAAAAUGACAGUUCUGCCUAACGAUAGUGCCUGAAAGAGUCUGAAUGAUCACCAGCGUGUUCAAUAUAUUCUGGGUGUUUAAAACUUGAGGGGGACAGUAGGAGAACAAAGGGGGGCGGGUUGCACUUCAAAGCAAUGCACUUGAAUUCCUCACCACUAGGAAUCAACUGCUGGCCUUUUCUAGACUGGUUUUAAAAUCCCACAGUUCGUCUUCUUGGUCUUGGCUGUUAAGUACUCUCAGCUAAUGAGAUGCCUGCAGAUCAACAGAACCGCAGCAUUGGGGGUCAAAACGGCUCCAUCCCAGAGAUGGUUUAUGUUAUUUUUGGAGAGAGCUCUAAGAUAGGCCAGUGAUUGGAAGAAGUUCUCUUUUAAGACAGGCAGUGGUUGGGCAGAGAUCUCCACUGAAGGAGUGGACACGCUAAAGGUAUUUAGAAGAAUGAUCCUAGCUCAUGCAUUCCCACGAGGGAUAGUUUGGACUAUUGUCAUCUCUAUACCAUGGAGAUCUUACUGAGAAAUGACAUGGUAAAGAGCAUUCAUGAAUUUGGUGGUCUCAUUAAGACCCUCACCACCUUAAGAGCAGCACCAUGUUUAAACAAUCAUGUUUAAACCCAGUUGUAGCUAGCAUGGCUCUCCUCCCAUUGUGAACAGGACCCCCUAAAAACAUUUGCUUUAGUUUUUAAACAGCAGGCACUGUGUUGAAUGACUAAAGCUUGUCAUGACACUGUCAUGUCAGGGUUCCUCGGAGCGUUCCAGCAUCGCUGCAGGCAGAAUUGGCAGAGAAGGCUCCUUGGAUGAGGCUGAGGAUUUGAAUGGAAAGGGAAAAGUGCCUUUUGCAUGCAGGGGUGAGAAGAGGCUUCUGCCGAGAGAGAAUGGGAACAGAGCGAGGCAGCCACCUCUGCUUAAAAUUCCCUACCCCCAACUUGCCAAUGGCACCAGACAUUCUGAGCAUAUUUGGGGAAGGCAGAGAUUCAAAUAAGGGAACUAGUUUGUCCAGAAUGAGACAGGUAGCAAUCGUAUCGGGGGGGACAAAAGUGUGUAGCUAUGUCCUUGUGCAAUACAUAACAAUCCACACACUUUGGUACCAAUAAAGUACUGGCAAUAUUUCCUGCUCUUCCAAAA